Messenger RNA from Dissoconium aciculare CBS 342.82, 778 nucleotides. RefSeq lists its product as uncharacterized. The transcript is spliced from 4 exons. Bases 1 to 546 code for a protein of 181 amino acids. The record is from RefSeq and is a predicted model, not a curated record. Lineage: Eukaryota; Fungi; Ascomycota; Dothideomycetes; Mycosphaerellales; Dissoconiaceae.
AUGUCGACACGAUCUCUCAUGACACAGACGUCACCGUUGCCCUCAAACGUCACCCGCGAUGCCGCAGUUGCACAGCUGCACGAUCACGCUGCGAUGAUUCGAGUCAACCCGUUGGUGCUCCAUUUUGAGAAGACGACGGCCCCUGCUCAAGCGAGCAAAGACGAGGCAGAGUUUGGAACAUGGUAUGAGAUUACAGACAGGAUAAACUAUCUGCCUGGUAUCAACGGACAAGUGUCAUAUAAAGCAUGUUUCUACAACCUUCCCAAUGGUCUACAAACCCAUACGUUCGCGCCCGCCGGCCUGGAUCUCCGGGGCAAAUGGCUGGUCUGUGGAAGCAUGCCAGGCGAACCUCGAGAACCGGUAGAGCUUGGACUUGACGCUCCUCGAGAGGGUCUCUACAUCAAGGAGGAAGUCGACAUGCGCUGCAAUGUCCUAUUGACGGGCUUCGUGAAGAAGAACCUCAGGAAGUCGCAUGCGGUGGUCAUGAGCGGACUCAUCGAACGAGCCGGGACCGGUCCAUUGGAAGAAGAAGACUCAAACGCUUAAUGGAUACCCGGCGACGACCUACGAACAGCCAUCCCGUCCAUAUCCCCGGAGGACGGACCCUUCCACCGCACUGCGGCUGCAAUGCAGCAUUCCACCUUCGCACCUGCGCCUACUUCCACCCCGACGACCGCGGCGACACCGACGUCUCUUUUGCCACAUCCGCGAGCCCGCCACGUGUCCAGCCCGCCACCGCCCGCCGCCACACCAUGUCCGCCACGCCCUCCGUGACAUC